AUGUAUUAUGUUUGCACUUAUUUAUUAAACUUUAAGGACUUUCUCAAAUGUAAUGUAAAUAUCGAGAAACCAUAUGAAUAUCAGUUACUAUACGAUUGGUUGGGAAAGGGAUUACUGAUCAACGAUUGCAGCGAUUUAUGGCGCGAACGCCGGAAACUACUGACCCCUGCCUUUCAUUACAAAAUUCUCGAUGAAUUUGUGCCCAUUUUUAAUGAAAAAACUGAUAUAUUGUUGGAUCGGUUGCGGGAAUCGGCGGACAAAGAGAGUGUCAAUAUUUGUGACCUCGUAUUUCCGGCCGCUCUCGACAUUAUCACCGAGACGUCAACAGGAUUUAAGAUUAAUGCCCAACAAAAGGAGAAUUUAGAUUACAUUCAAGCCGUACAAGACAUGGGAAGGAUUCUAGUAAAUAGGGUUAUAAACCCUUUACUUCAUUCAAAGUGGAUAUUUUCGAUGACAAAAAUGGGCCAACAAUUCAAACACAAUCUCAAUGUCUCGCAAACACUGACCCGACGUGUGAUCGACGAAAGGAAACGCUAUUUAAUGCAAAACAAAGGAAACACUGAUUUAGAGACGAAAGAUAGCAAAACAAGAAAACGGUUGGCGUUUUUGGACUUAUUAUUAGACCAUCACUUGAGAGACAACACACUAUCGCUGGAAGACAUACGCGAAGAAGUGGACACUUUUAUAUUUGCCGGACACGACACCACCGCUAUCUGUCUCUCCUGGACCUAUCAUUUUAUCGGUUUAUAUCCGGAAAUUCAACGCAAACUACACCAAGAAUUGGAUUCAGUUUUGACGACCGAUUGUAUGGUAACUAUCGAUGACAUCAAACGAAUGCCAUAUUUAGAGGCAGUAAUCAAAGAGUCCCUACGACUGCGACCACCCGUUCCCGUCAUUUUGCGGGCCAUUAAACAAGACAUACAAUUAGGACAGUAUGUCGUUCCCCGAGGCGUGACAUUAGGUCUAAUGAUUGAUGUGAUGCAUUUGGAUCCCGAUAUAUACCCGGAUCCGUUGACAUUCAAUCCGGAGAGGUUCCUGGCAGCUGGUGAGGGUAGGGAUGCGUUCAGUUUUGUGCCUUUCUCUGCGGGAGUCCGCAAUUGUAUCGGACAAAAGUUUGCUUUAAAUGAGUUGAAAAUAGUUUUGGCCAAAACUUUACGACUCUAUCACUUCCAGUCACUCGAACCGAGAGAUAGUUUGAUUGAAUACAACGCUAUCGUUAAGAAACCCAAGAAUGGCAUUAGGAUUAAAGUCAGUCCCAGAUAUAAAGCAUAG
Messenger RNA from Medioppia subpectinata, 1272 nucleotides. The record is from the annotation of a GenBank genome assembly. NCBI's taxonomy places the organism in Eukaryota, Metazoa, Arthropoda, Arachnida, Sarcoptiformes, Oppiidae.